CCGGUCGAGAAAAAUCAGUCGGCGAGCUCCAACCCAGCACACCACACGCAUCAACCAUGGACAACGAAACCCCCAGCCUGGAAGCCAUCAUCAACAAUAACCUCAGCGGACGGGACCUUGAUGAGUUCAACCGCAUCUACUAUGGCAGGAAGGACCACCAAGAAGUCAAGCUGAAGGAGUCUUCCAUCCAAGCAGCUAAAGAAGCCGACUUCGAAAUCGCCGCCUAUGCCUUCCCCGCUAAGAAGGAACACACCCGCCCGCCGAGGCUCGUUAAGGUGGGCAUCAUCCAGCACUCCAUCGCGAGCCCGACCGACCGCCCCAUCAACGAGCAGAAGAAUGCCAUGUUCGCUAAGGUAAAGAGGAUCAUUGACGUCGCCGGACAAGAAGGCGUCAACAUCCUCUGCUUCCAAGAGCUGUGGAACAUGCCUUUCGCGUUCUGCACUCGCGAGAAGCAGCCCUGGUGCGAAUUCGCCGAAUCUGCUGAAGAAGGCCCUACUACCAGAUUUUUGAGGGAAUUGGCGGUUAAGUACGCCAUGGUCAUUGUCUCUUCUAUUCUGGAAAGGGACGAAAAACACGCUGAGAUCCUUUGGAACACGACUGUUGUGAUCAGCGACACCGGCAACGUGAUCGGCAAGCAUCGCAAGAACCACAUUCCAAGAGUCGGCGACUUCAACGAGUCGAACUACUACAUGGAAGGUAACACAGGGCAUCCGGUGUUCGCCACUCGCUACGGUAAGAUCGCUGUGAACAUCUGCUUCGGCCGGCAUCACGUCCUCAACUGGAUGAUGUACGGGCUCAACGGAGCCGAGAUAGUCUUCAAUCCUUCAGCGACGAUCGCGGCCGACGCCGGCAGCGAGUACAUGUGGAACAUUGAAGCGAGAAACGCUGCUAUAACCAACUGCUACUUUACUGCUGCUAUAAACAGAGUUGGCUACGAAGAAUUCCCGAAUGAGUUCACGUCUGCUGAUGGCAAGCCGGCUCAUAAGGACCUGGGUUUGUUCUAUGGAUCGAGCUACUUCUGCGGCCCCGACGGUGUGAGGUGCCCUGGUCUCUCUCGUACGAAGGACGGGCUACUGAUUGGGGUAUUGGACUUGAACAUGAACAGACAGAUCAGGGACCGGCGCUGCUACUACAUGACGCAGAGACUGGACAUGUACGUGAACAGCCUCAGCAACGUGGUGGACCUGGACUACAAACCACAGGUGGUUUACGAGAAUGAGAAGUGAAGAGUAAACAGACAGGUUGAUUUCAUGAUACCACGACGCGACUUUAUCUAUGGUGCUAAUAUAAUCUUAAGGAAUAUUAAAUAAAUAAGUGUUUUUUAUACAA
Messenger RNA from Pectinophora gossypiella (pink bollworm), 1329 nucleotides. RefSeq names its product beta-ureidopropionase-like. The coding region runs from base 57 to 1226 and encodes 389 amino acids. Lineage: Eukaryota; Metazoa; Arthropoda; Insecta; Lepidoptera; Gelechiidae. Gene Ontology annotation, molecular function: beta-ureidopropionase activity. The transcript has a single exon. The record is from RefSeq and is a predicted model, not a curated record.